Molecule: messenger RNA, 1461 nt
Organism: Stylonychia lemnae
Lineage: Eukaryota; Ciliophora; Spirotrichea; Sporadotrichida; Oxytrichidae
Source: the annotation of a GenBank genome assembly
AUGGGUGUUUAGGAAUAAGAGAGAUAAUUUGAAGAGCAGUUCUUUUAAGACAUAAGUCACUACGAGUAUGAGGAAAAUCAAUAUAAUUAGCCAAGCUAAUAUGAUAAUUACAACAACUAAAGUGAUUAUAGAGUUUCAAGUAUAAGUAUUCCCUAAGGUUUUAAGUACCAGAUAGCUGCCUAAAAGAUUUAAAAGUAUCUUAGAGCACAACUAGCUAAAAGAAGAGUUAAGAGAUUAUUCAGGCAGCACAAUCUGCCAUUACAGAUCUCUCAACUUAAAGUUAAUUUAUAAGGUAGUUCUGAUAAAAAUAAAUAUAAGAGAUAGAAAUAUGAAUGCUAGGAAUGUUUGCAGAAAUUUUCAAAUGAAUCUAACUUACAAAAGCACGUAAACGAUAGUCAUAUGAAGCAGCUAGAUCAGAUAUAGCUUCAGCUCACAAGAAAGAAUAAAAGGAUAGAAUAGGAAAAAUACAAAUCAGCUAAAAGCAACAAACUUUCGUUAAGCCUUGUUCAUUAGCAAGCUUUGUUUAAUGCUUUCUCUCAGAAAUAGUUAACAGGCACGGCAAAUAACUUCAAUAAGAAUGGCUAAAUAUCAAAAUUUGAUUAGGACAUAAGCGUUUAGUCUUAAAGGACCAAGGUAAUGCCAGUUUCUUAGUCAACAUAAGGCUCUCAUAAUAAGUAAAGGCCCUCUAAGUUUAGUUAGAGCAUUUAGUCAUCAGACUUAAAGGAUAAUAUUCAUUCUGAGCUCUAGUCAUUUAGAGACUAUAAUCAGAUUAAAAAGAAUGUACCCUAAUUGAAAAAUAUUAAUAAGAGUAAGCAGCAGUUUCAGAGCACUAAGAAGACAUUAUAUUUCACACCUAAAAGUCAAAGACUUAAUCAGCCAAUGCUUUAUGAAUUCGAUUUAUACAUCAGAGCAGCUACUGAGAUUCAAAGACACUUCAGAGGAUUCCUAGUUCGAAAGAAAAUUUUCGGCAAUUUCAAAAGAUACAGAUAGGUAGUUGUAAAAGUUUAAAGGCUAGCAAGAAGAUUUCUUGAACUUAAAAUUUAAAAGUACUAGAAAUAUCAAGAGUUUCUAGAGAUCAAAUCUAAGAAGAUAAUAUUAGAGCUAAAAAACUUUUGCAAGAUAUAUUAGAAGUUUGACAAGCUAAGGUCAAAUCAGUCAAGUAUUCCUUUAAAAAGCAAGCAAAUGGUACUUCUAAAUCAAUCUGAAAAGUACAGAAAGUACAUUGAAAAGGGAUACAGUCAAAUAAGGCAGAAAUUUCAUCAUAGUGCUGCUGAUUCUAGUACCUAAACUGAGGAAAAUAACUUUCCCUAAUCAGUUAAAUUUCAGCAUGAUAGUCAUCAUUAACAGGAUAUGAUUGACAAGGAUUAACUGAUUUAAAGUUUGAAGUCUGAACUUGCAGUCCUUAAAAUGCUAUUAAGAGUAAAGCAUCCAGUCAAACAAUUCUUAGCUUUAGACAAAUGA